GGUUACCAUCCGUUGCCUCAUGAAGCUGAAAUCGCACACACCAAAAAGCUGUUCAGAAGACGGAGAAACGACCGGAGGAGACAGCAGAGACUUCCCAGUGGGAACAAGCCUCAGCAGCACGCAGAUCAUCAGCAAGGUGGCACCAAACACAACAGGGACCACCAGAAACUCUACCAAGGAGGCCAGGCCCCUCACUCCUCAGGCAGGACAGGCCACCACGGCUACAGCCAGAACCGGAGAUGGCACCACAACCAGAAGCACUCACCCAACGACAAAGAAACGCACAGAAACGCCAAAGAGACUGAGAAUUUGAAAAUCGAGGACACCUCCGCCUGCACAGUGCAUAGUCCCGCAGAGACGCACCGAGGCCCAGAGCCUUUGGAGAAGCAGUCUCAGCAAUACAUCCAGGAGUCAGAGACCAAGCGGAAAGACAGUAUUCAUGAGCGCAUUGGGGAAAGACCCAAGAUCAAUUUGCUUCAGUCUUCCAAAGACAGACUGCGGAGGAGACUAAAAGAAAAGGACGAAGUCACGGUGGAAACCACCAAUCCUGAAAAGAACAAAAUGGACAAAUUAAUUGAAAUCCUCAACAGCAUGAGGAACAACAGCAGUGAUGUUGACUCUAAGCUCACCACCUUCAUGGAGGAGGCCCAGAACUCUACCAACUCCGAGGAGAUGCUGGGGGAAAUAGUCAAGACCAUCUACCAGAAGGCGGUGACAGACCGCAGCUUUGCUUCCACAGCAGCCAAGCUCUGUGACAAAAUGGCCCUCUUCAUGGUGGAAGGAACCAAAUUCCGGAGUCUGCUCCUCAACAUGUUGCAG
This is a messenger RNA of Eurypyga helias (sunbittern), 819 nucleotides long. RefSeq names its product CBP80/20-dependent translation initiation factor (gene CTIF). The annotation marks the transcript as partial. Gene Ontology annotation, cellular component: cytosol. The record is from RefSeq and is a predicted model, not a curated record. Gene Ontology annotation, biological process: regulation of translational initiation. Lineage: Eukaryota; Metazoa; Chordata; Aves; Eurypygiformes; Eurypygidae. The transcript has 3 exons. Gene Ontology annotation, molecular function: translation activator activity; RNA binding; protein binding.